Lasiosphaeria miniovina is the source of this 305-nucleotide messenger RNA. RefSeq lists its product as uncharacterized. The record is from RefSeq and is a predicted model, not a curated record. The transcript has a single exon. NCBI's taxonomy places the organism in Eukaryota, Fungi, Ascomycota, Sordariomycetes, Sordariales, Lasiosphaeriaceae. Bases 17 to 289 code for a protein of 90 amino acids.
UCUGUCUCGAUAUGUAAUGUGUGUGUGUGUGUGUGUGUGUGUGUGUGUGUGUGUGUGUGUGUGUGUGUGCAUCUUUGCUGCAGCCGAGUCGCACCACCACCUUUCUUACACAGCCGAUGUACUUAUUGUACGGAGCAGACUGGCUCGACAGUCUACCAUCACAAAACUGUCUCGCCGACUUGUUCAUCUUUCGUCCUGUAGCUGGAGAAAAAACACAGCACAGCGGAGUUUAAAGUCGCCCGCAGCCAUCCAUCUUUCAGGCUUCGUGCCGGCCGUGGUAUGUACCUAGUCCCCAACCACGAUCC